Messenger RNA from Cyclopterus lumpus (lumpfish), 3331 nucleotides. RefSeq names its product DDHD domain containing 1b (gene ddhd1b). The record is from RefSeq and is a predicted model, not a curated record. NCBI's taxonomy places the organism in Eukaryota, Metazoa, Chordata, Actinopteri, Perciformes, Cyclopteridae. Bases 244 to 2850 code for a protein of 868 amino acids. The transcript is spliced from 13 exons. Gene Ontology annotation, molecular function: metal ion binding; glycerophospholipase activity. Gene Ontology annotation, cellular component: cytoplasm.
UAGCUAAUAGGUUCAUUCAUUAUUCCAGCAGUUGUGUUCACGGUAAAACGUGAAUGUGCAGGCAGGAGCCUUGAAUAACGGGGUACAUGUGUUGUAACCUUUAUUAAUAAUGUUCAGAGAUAGUGUCGGGACCAGUUUGGCAUACAGAUGUUACCACCUGGGGAGAAAGACACUGUUAGUCUAGUACUCUAACGGUAGGGACUUUUUGUUAUCACACUAUUUUAUUGUAUUAGGAGUCUAAUAAUGAGCAGUAUGAAUGAUACACCGACUAUCCGCCAACAGAGCUCGGAAAAUAACUCUGUCAGCAGUAGUGAAUGGGAUAUGGCAAAUGAUGUGUUUGUGUCUGGCUACGAGGACAACCCGGGGGGAGACGGGGGUGUCGCUGGGGACCGGGACCGGGACCUGGACCGGGACAGGGACCGGGACAGGGACCGGGACAGGGACCUGGACAGGGACCGGGACGGGGACCUGGAGCAACCCGGCCUGGACAGACACCUGCCGCUUUUGUCCCAGGAUGGCUUGAUGCUGGGCCUGGCUGGGGAGGAAUACUCCGGUUCAUCCUAUCUGGAAAUUGAUCCAAACUACACUGAAAGUGACGGAAAUGUCACAACCAAGAAGCGCAUCCGAUCUAAUAGCUCCAGGCACCGCGGCGAGGUCGUCACGGAGCUGGGACCGGAGGAGGUCCGCUGGUUUUACAAAGAGGACAAGCGGACGUGGAAGCCAUUUGUCGGACACGACUCCUUAAAAAUCGAGGUCGUCUAUCGGAGAUUCGGCGAACAGAACCCGGACAAGGUCAAACGGUCCGUUGAUCCGCCCGAGGCCGCGGGGAAGGAGCCCGAUGAUAUCCAGCCGGAAGGCGGAGCGGUGGACCGGGGAGGUGGCCGGGCGGAGUGGACGGAGGAGACGAGGCUCCCGGACCACGAGAGCAUCACCGUGGAGGCAGUGUGUGUCCGAGGGGGGCUCUACGAAGUGGAUAUCAGGGAGAAGGAAUGCUACCCUGUUUACUGGAACCAACAAGACCGUAUUCCUGUGAUGAGGGGUCAGUGGUUCAUUGAUGGAACGUGGCUUCCCCUUGAGGAGGACGAGAGUGACCACAUCGAGAUGGAACACCUUGCCCGUUUCCGGGGGCAACAGAUGAGGGACACUUACGAGAUGGAGGUGGUGACCACCACAGUCGACAGCAAGGAUGCCAUCCACAGUCUGAAGCUGAGCAGGAGUCAUAUGGACUGGCACAGUGUGGACGAGGUGUACCUGUACAGCGACGCCACCACCUCCAAGAUCGCACGUACUGUCACUCAGAAACUGGGCUUCUCUAAAGCCUCUAGCAGCGGGACACGUCUCCAUCGGGGUUAUGUAGAAGAGGCAGCACCUGAGGACACCCCACCUGAAACCACGCACAUCGUCUUUGUGGUGCAUGGUAUCGGCCAGAAGAUGGACCAGGGCCGCAUCAUCAGGAACACCAGCAUGAUGAGAGAUGCUGCCAGAAAGAUGGAGGAGAAGCACUUCUCUGAUCGCACCACAGAGCAUGUAGAGUUCCUUCCUGUGGAGUGGAGGUCAAAACUGGCUCUGGAUGGAGACACAGUGGACUCUAUCACCCCAGACAAAGUGAGAGGUCUCAGAGACAUGCUGAACAGCAGCGCCAUGGACAUCAUGUACUACACCAGCCCUCUGUACAGAGAUGAGAUUACCAGGGGUUUGACUCUGGAGCUGAAUCGUCUGUACUCACUCUUCUGCUCGCGAAAUCCAGACUUUAAGAAAAAUGGAAAGGUGUCCAUUGUAUCACACUCUCUGGGCUGCGUCAUCACCUUCGAUAUCAUGACGGGUUGGGACCCUGUGCGCUUUCAUCAUCAAGAAGCACCAGACCCGGAGGAAACAAAGGUGCGCUGGCCGAGUGAUGAAGAGCGCCACCUUCAGGAGCAGCUGAGACUCACACGCCUCAGGUUGAGGGACUUGGAGGAUCAGUUCCAGGGUCUGCGUACCUCGAUUUGUGCAGUGCCAGCCUUGAAAUUUAAGAUCGAAAAUUUCUUCUGCAUGGGCUCUCCUCUGGCUGUCUUCUUGGCGUUGAGAGGGAUACGGCCUGGAAACUAUGGUGUGCAGGGCCACAUCCUCCCCACAUCUAUCUGCAAACGCCUUUUCAACAUAUUCCAUCCCACAGACCCUGUGGCAUACAGAUUGGAGCCUCUAAUCUUAAAGCACUACAGUAACAUUGCACCUGUUCAAAUCCACUGGUACAACACCACCAGCUCAACACCAUACGAUCAGAUCCGGCUCACACUGCUCAACCCCUCGAAGGAAACUGCAUCUGUCUCCGACUCAGAGAGCAUCCCCAGUCCCUGCACCUCCCCACCCCAGGCCAGACGCCAUUAUGGAGAGUCCAUCACCAGCCUUGGCAAAGCCAGCAUCAUGGGUGCUGCCAGUCUUGGAAAGGGAAUCGGAGGAAUCCUGUUCUCCCGCUUUUCCCGUUCUAGUGGCCAGGUGGGUGGAGUGGAGGAGGACCCAUCAGAUUCUGAGGGUGGGGCCUCUGAAGUUGAAAAUGUGGCAUCCGGAGAAGAAGGAGCAACAGUGGCAGAGAGUGAAGAAAAGGACAAAGAACUAGAGGAGGGGAGGACAGAGGCGGAGCCUGCCAUGUACCAGUCCGCCUCAGCUGUCAUGGAUAACACCUCCUUGGAAUUGGAAAGACGCAUCGACUUUGAGCUGCGUGAGGGCUUGGUGGAGAGCCGCUAUUGGUCAGCAGUAACCUCACACACGGCCUAUUGGUGCUCUUAUGAUGUGGCGCUGUUCCUCCUCACCUUCAUGUACAGACCACAAGAGUUUCUUGAACCUGCAGAAGACAACCCAGAGACCGCAUAACAUGCAAACUGACACAUCACGGCUGGGGUCCUUUCACUUUCUAUUCACCUCUUUUAAAAUAUGACAGACAUAAAAUGAAGAAUGAAUUGUCUUUAUUCAGUCAUUCUUAAUUUUUUCAAAUAUCUUAUUUCCGAUAAAAAUACAAGUGAAAAGAACAAUUAUUAUAUUUAUUAUUUGGAAAUGUGGAAUAUUGGAAUACUCAUUCAUAUUUGUAAUCAUGUUUACUUUUAGUUUGAUCAAAUAAUGAUUAAUGCAACUUUAUUAUAUGUUACUACUAGUUGAUUUGAUUGGAAGACACAAGUCUAAAGCCCUGCUAGCGGGAUAAAGGCUGGAUAUUCAUUGAACCCCACAACUCUACAGUGUUGCACAAAAUAUUUGCAUAGUUAUAUUUUUUAUUUAAAGUAGCCAUAGAUCUUUCUCCCACAAAUGGCUAAAAUGAUUGCAAUUUGAUUGAAUGAUUUAAUUUCAGAAUUGGCAGUCC